AAAAGACAACACUGUCAUUCACAAUAAUAAUUUUUAUUGCAUUCAAAGAAACAAGUAAGGAAUUUUUAGAAAGAAUUUGCUGUGCACGUCAAAGAUGGAGUUUCCACCAUGUCCGAACUCUUUGAAGUCCAUCCAGCAUUUCCUGAAGCUGGCCCAAGAACAUGAUUCGCGCGACGUUGUCAUAGCCUACUGGGCAAGACUCUAUGCGCUGCAAAUUGGCUUAAAGGCAUCCACACAGACCUCUGAGGAGACUCAACUGUUGUUGGCUAUUAUGGACUGGUUGGAGCAGAUGAAAAAGACGCAUGCCGACAAUGAGGCACUAACUAACGAUGUCGCUGCUCAGGCGCACAUUGAGAACUAUGCUCUUAAAUUGUUUCUUUAUGCCGACAAGCAGGAUCGUGAGGAGAACUUUGGCAAGAACGUGGUCAAGGCAUAUUAUUCCAGUGGUGUUCUCUAUGACAUAUUGCUUACUUUUGGUGAGCUGAGCGAGGAGGCACUGCACAAUCGUAAAUACGCCAAGUACAAGGCUGCUUACAUUCACAACUGUUUGAAGAAUGGCGAGACACCUAUACCCGGACCGUUCCCAGACGAUGAAUCUGCAGAACUAACAGGCGAAAGUCCAGCUGGAGUCAGCGAUGAAGCCGCUUCCAAUGUAACACCCCCCGAAGAGCCAGCUGCUGACUCGCAGUCGGACAAUGUCGAGCCUUCUCCGCCAGCUCCACAAGUUACACCACCCACAGCCGAGGAGGUGCUGAAUAAUCCGAACAAAUUGCCUAGUCCCCCAGUUGAAGAGGAGAAACCAGGUGGCUUUGAACCUUAUGUGCCCACAGCACAGCCGAAUGCCGCAAUCUACCAGCCGAUUGUGCCAGUUGCCGGUGUUCACAUAACACCCGAUCAAAUGAUAACCGCUCAGAAGUAUUGCAAGUACGCAGGCAGCGCUCUCAACUAUGAUGAUGUGAAGACAGCAAUUGAGAAUUUGCAAAAGGCAUUGAAGCUGCUCAGCACUGGCUCUGAAUAAGAUACCCUAACAAUACACAAACCACACCCACACACACACACACACACAGUUAAAGCUUGGAGCACACGCACUAUUGAAACCACAUAAUAAUCUCUCAAGCAUUUGCUGGCCAUGCUUAUUUAACGUAGAACAGAGACAAAAGCACGAGGACUGAUGUUGAAUAAUUGUUUAAAACAG
Messenger RNA from Drosophila hydei, 1195 nucleotides. RefSeq names its product vacuolar protein sorting-associated protein VTA1 homolog (gene Vta1). The record is from RefSeq and is a predicted model, not a curated record. Gene Ontology annotation, biological process: late endosome to vacuole transport via multivesicular body sorting pathway. Lineage: Eukaryota; Metazoa; Arthropoda; Insecta; Diptera; Drosophilidae. The transcript has 4 exons. The coding region runs from base 95 to 1018 and encodes 307 amino acids. Gene Ontology annotation, cellular component: multivesicular body.